Syngnathoides biaculeatus (alligator pipefish) is the source of this 1545-nucleotide messenger RNA. RefSeq names its product small integral membrane protein 19 (gene smim19). Bases 149 to 460 code for a protein of 103 amino acids. NCBI's taxonomy places the organism in Eukaryota, Metazoa, Chordata, Actinopteri, Syngnathiformes, Syngnathidae. The record is from RefSeq and is a predicted model, not a curated record. The transcript is spliced from 3 exons.
CAUGGAUGUGUGACGUCAUUUUGCGACAACAUCCGACGUCGAGGAGUGAGAUUGGAGGCAGGCUAUUUAUGAUAUAGUACUAGCUGUUUAGCAGUUAUUCCCACAGUGUCUAGUUGGAACUUGGAGCGCUUACGUGGGUGGCGUUUGAAUGGGGGCUCCCGGCGAGCCCCAAUCUAUCGACUACUCUGUUCACGAAGCGUGGAACGAGGCCACCAACGUUUACCUGCUGGUUAUCCUGGUUAGCUUCGGCCUGCUCAUGUACGCCAGAAAAAAUAAGCGGAAGAUCAUGCGCAUCUUUACGCUGCCUCCCGCUGCCGAGAGCAACCCAGAGCCCAACUUCUAUGAUAGCCUGCAGAAGGUCCGCCUGAGACAACAGCUGGAAAUGUACUCUCUCGCCAGGAAAUAUGAUCAGCAACAACAUCAGGGCCAAGCAGACAGUGUGCAACUUUCCAUGGAAUGAGGGUUCAAAAUCGUGUACAGUAGCAAAUGGAUGCACUCCUUUAUUUUGACCGGUUCUUGUGAAGAUUGCUGCAUGAAGACCGACAGUUUCUGGUCUCCAGUCAUUCAUCUUGGAAGUUGUCACUUGAGGAACUUCAACACACUGGGCAGUAUGUAAUACUGAAUACUUUUUUACACUUAACUACAUUUAACAUACACUCCAUAAUUCCCCCUCAUUUAUAAUAGUAUUCAUAGUACUAGUGCUCAGUAUACUAGCGUUGUGCCAAGUUUUAGAGUUAAGUUUGUAAUUACAGCAAACAAAUCUAGUGUAAUUUUUUUUUCACAUCCAAAGGCCCUUAUUUUUCUACAAUUGAACAAUGAGAUGAGAAAUGUUCCGUAUGUUUCAAGGUUUCAAGUUCAAGGUUGAGAUCAGGCGUCUCAAACCCAAGUUACCUUCAGGAUGCUGGAGGGAGAAUUUGGCUGAGGUUGGGCCACUGAUGCAUAUGCACCCGUGCACAAUAUAAAUGAUCAUUUCAAAAAAAAAAAAAUCCAAUCUUCUCAAAUGUUUAUUUUUUUUCCCACACUAAGAUAAACAAGUUGUGUGCAAAACUACAAAUAAAACUCUCCAUGGCGACGCUGCUGUAAAUUUCACUUACUGAAACAUGUAUCAUGCCCAGUCGAUGUCACACCUCCGAGAGCCAAAUACCCCACCAUGGUCGAUUGGUUUGUCAGCUCCACAAACAACACUGCAAAAGUGCCAUUCAUAAAAAAAAAAAAAAAAAAAAAAAACCUCAAGGGUCGCUCUAACUUUUAUCUAUCAUGUCAAGGUGGGGCCUACUAAAUGUCAUCUCAUGGUCUGUAAAUGGUCCCCGGGCUGCCAGUUUGAGGCCCCUGGUUUAACGGGAGAAAACUGCUUUUUUUCAGGGGGGGAUUUCUUGCUUUGCUGGCCCACUGUUUUGCUGAUUGUCUUUACAGUAGCUUGUUCCUGUUUUCUUUUUUAUACAGUUUAUAAAAUAAUUUUAUCUAUUCCUCUUGUCAAUAUCUUUGUGUUUUGUUUUGUGUUAAUAGAUAAAAAUAAAUUCAAUAAAAACCUGCUGUAUUUUGUUA